Molecule: messenger RNA, 2857 nt
Organism: Tripterygium wilfordii
Lineage: Eukaryota; Viridiplantae; Streptophyta; Magnoliopsida; Celastrales; Celastraceae
Product: potassium channel SKOR-like
Exons: 13
Coding region: 208-2661 (817 amino acids)
Biological process (GO): transmembrane transport; potassium ion transport
Cellular component (GO): membrane
Molecular function (GO): protein binding; voltage-gated potassium channel activity
Source: RefSeq, a predicted model, not a curated record
GUUUAGUGAUUCCUUCUGUCACCACAAACUAAUUACUGUUCUAUAUUCUCUUCUCAUCCCUCCCAAGAAUUGAUGCCAACGGAAUAUUAAUCAAUCAAUCAAAUUAAGGCCAGUAUUUCAGUGUCCAUAGCCAAACAUUAUUGCUCUUGCGGUUCUAUAUUGGAAAGAAAGUUGAGAAUUAGUUGUUUUGAAGGAGAGACAGAGACGAUGCGUGGAGAGAGAAGGGAGACAAGGUCGGAGGAGGAAGAAGAAGAAGAGUCGUAUCAGGAGGUCAGGGACUCGUCAAAGUCGUCGCGGAGAAGUCGUCUUGGGCUGUUGCGGAACGACUAUUCUGAGAGCGACUUCAUUGUAAGCAGAAGCAACAGUACUGGACCUUCUUCGUCUUCUCACGGAUUUGUUAUCCGACCCCAUAAAAGGUGGUACAUGCUAUGGGUGCAUUUCAUACUGAUAUGGGCUGUUUACUCCUCCUUCUUCACUCCAUUGGAGUUCGGCUUCUUCAGAGGACUUCCGGAGGACCUAUUCCUUCUCGACAUCGCCGGUCAGAUUGCUUUUCUAGUCGACAUCGUCGUCCACUUCUUCGUAGCCUACCGCGACACCUCCUCCUACCGGAUGGUCUACAAUCGUAACCUCAUCGCCCUCAGGUACUUAAAAUCUCGGUUUUUGAUCGAUUUUCUUGGUUGUCUGCCAUGGGAUGCCAUCUUCAAGGCCUGUGGAAGGAAAGAGCCGGUCAGAUACAUGUUAUGGAUUAGGCUAAGUCGGGCUCUCAGAGUGACAGAGUUUUUUGAGAGGUUGGAAAAAAACAUUAAAAUCAAUUACCUAUUUACAAGAAUUGUGAAACUUCUGGUUGUUGAACUCUAUUGUACCCAUACGGCGGCUUGCAUCUUUUACUAUCUUGCCACUACCAUACCUCCUUCAAAGGAAGGAUACACAUGGAUAGGGAGCUUACAGAUGGGUGACUUUCACUAUACUGACUUCAGAGAAAUUGACCUUUGGAAGCGUUAUGUAACGUCUCUCUAUUUUGCCAUUGUAACCAUGGCAACUGUUGGUUAUGGAGAGAUACACGCAGUCAAUAUCAGGGAAAUGAUUUUCGUCAUGGUUUAUGUUUCUUUUGAUAUGAUUCUUGGUGCCUAUUUGGUUGGUAACAUGACAGCAUUGAUAGUAAAAGGAUCAAAGACAGAAAAGUUCAGGGAUAAAAUGGAUGACCUCAUCAAGUACAUGAAUAGAAACAAUCUUGAGAGGAAUAUAACUAAUGCGAUCAAAGACCAUCUGCUAUUACAAUAUGAUCGCGGCUAUACUGAAGCUGCUAUUCUCCAGGAUAUUCCAGCUUCUAUUCGCACAAAGAUCUCUCUGAAGUUAUAUGAACCAUAUAUCAGAGAAGUCCCACUUUUCAAGAGGUGUUCGCCUGGAUUUAUUAAGCAGAUUGCAAUAAAAGUUGAUGAGGAAUUUUUUCUCCCCGGAGAAGUGAUUGUAGAGCAAGGGAACAUGGUGGAUCAACUCUAUAUAGUUUGUCACGGUGAACUGGAGGAAGUAGGAAAAGAAGAAAACAAUGAAAUAGAAAAAAUUCUUAUGCGUCUGCAGACUAAUAGCUCAUUUGGUGAAAUUUCUUUUCUUUGCAACACUCCUCAGCCUUACACAGUUCGAGUUCGAGAACUUUGUAGGGUCUUAAGACUAGAUAAGCAAUCUUUUAUUGAAAUCCUUGCAACGUAUUUUUCCGAUGGACGGAUUAUCUUGGACAACCUUGUGGAGGGUAAGGAUUCUGUUUUACGGAAUGAGAUUUUGGAGUCAGACGUCAACCUUUAUGUUGCAAAGCAUGAAUCAGAACAAGCUAUGCGGUUAAAUUGUGCCAUCUAUCAUGGAGACCUUUAUCAAUUGAAGCGUUUGAUUGAUGCUGGAGCAGAUCCCAAUAAGGGAGAUUAUGAUGGAAGAUCACCAUUGCAUAUUGCUGCGUUAAAAGGAUAUGAAGAUAUCGCUCUUUUCCUCAUUGAACAAAGGGUGGAAAUCAAUGUUUCAGACAAGUUUGGAAAUACUCCCUUGCUUGAAGCCAUUAAGAAUGAGCAUGAUGAAGUGGCUUCAUUGCUUGUUAAAGCGGGAGCAUCACUGAAAAUUGAUGAUGAUGGUGGUUUUCUCUGUACUACUGUUGCAAGGGGAGAUUUAGAUCUUCUGAAAAGGGUCUUGGCCAAUGGACUUGAUCCAAACGUAAAAAAUUACGACUCCAGAACACCACUGCACAUAGCUGCAUCGGAGGGGUUCUACCUUGCAGCAAACUUGCUUCUAGAGUUUGGAGCUACAAUCUUAUUGAAGGACAGAUGGGGAAAUACUCCACUUGAUGAAGCCCGUAUCAGUGGAAAUAAGAGUUUGAUCAAGUUGCUCGAAGAUGCAAAAAUUUCUCAGACAUCAGAGUUCUCUGUUCUUCCUCAUCAAAUUGAAGAUGAGACACGUAGAAAAUGCACAGUAUUCCCCUUUCACCCUUGGGAUACAAAGGAGAGAAGAGAGGGAGUUGUUUUGUGGGUUCCACAAACCAUAGAAGAGCUUGUCGAGGCAGCAAUGGAGCAGUUGCAAUGUUCAAGCUGCUGUGUCAUUUUAUCUGAAGACGGUGGAAAAAUUGUUGACAUGCAAAUGAUUAAAGAUGAGCAGAAAUUAUUUUUGGUUGGCAAAGCUUAAUGCAAGGAUUCAAAAUCACCCAGUAAUGUAAUCAUUUGUAAGUCUGUUGUCUCCCAUAUUUAUACAGAACUUGGGAAGUGUUCUGAUUUAUUGACAUGUCAUAUAUGGAAAAUGAUAUGUAUGAAGUGACCUAAUUUUCUUUUGCAAGGCAUGUGAAAUUUGACCAAACUCUCUCAUAGUCAGUACCUCAAAACUA